AUGGGGCCCAAGGACAAGAAGUCUAAGAGGGCAACCAGGAAAUUUACUUUGGAUCUUACUCAUCCCUCAGAAGAUGAAAUUUUUGAUUCUGGAAAUUUUGAACAGUUUCUACGGGAGAAGGUUAAAGUCAAUGGAAAAAUUGGAAAUCUCAGGAAUGUGGUUGACAUUGAACUUUGCAAGAACAAAAUCACUGUUGUUUUUGAGAAACAGUUCUCUAAAAGGUAUUUAAAAUACCUUACAAGGAAAUAUCUGAAGAAGAAUCUCCGUGAUUGGCUUCAUGUAGUUGCAUCUAACAAGGAGACUUAUGCACUUCGCUACUUCCAGAUAAGUCAAGAUGAAGAUGGAUCUGAGUCUGAAGAUUAG
Suncus etruscus (white-toothed pygmy shrew) is the source of this 363-nucleotide messenger RNA. RefSeq names its product 60S ribosomal protein L22-like 1. NCBI's taxonomy places the organism in Eukaryota, Metazoa, Chordata, Mammalia, Eulipotyphla, Soricidae. Bases 1 to 363 code for a protein of 120 amino acids. The transcript has a single exon. Gene Ontology annotation, molecular function: RNA binding; structural constituent of ribosome. The record is from RefSeq and is a predicted model, not a curated record. Gene Ontology annotation, cellular component: ribosome. Gene Ontology annotation, biological process: cytoplasmic translation.